Salmo salar (Atlantic salmon) is the source of this 3276-nucleotide messenger RNA. It is a transcript of the gene renbp, whose product is annotated as renin binding protein. NCBI's taxonomy places the organism in Eukaryota, Metazoa, Chordata, Actinopteri, Salmoniformes, Salmonidae. Gene Ontology annotation, molecular function: isomerase activity. Gene Ontology annotation, biological process: carbohydrate metabolic process. The record is from RefSeq and is a predicted model, not a curated record.
ACCAGCUAAUUAGCUACUAGCUAUUUAGUCAUUGUUAGCCACUGCUAACGGCCUUUACCUUCUGCACAGACACCAGACACUUUUAGCCUGGAUAAUACUUCCCAGCCUGCCAGUAUCGGACUGUUUUCUCCACUACAACACCGGAUUCCUGCCAAAAGCCCUGGACCAUUUCCUGAUUAUCACAGCUAGCUAGCUGCCACCGAGUGGCCCAGCCCCGAAGCUAGCUUUGAGCAAGGCCCACCUCCCGGCCUGCUCAGUGAUCACUUGGCUACACAGCUGAUGCCUUCCGGACUCUUCACUAACACAAUUAGAAUCCACUACUCUACCGGAUUCUUGCCGUAAGCUCUGGACCUUUGCAUCGGAUCAUCGCUGCUACCAAGUGGCUAUAGUGGCUAACGCCCUUGUCCCGAAUCUAACACCAGUUAGCCGCGAGCCAGGCGCUAGCAAACGAAGUUACUCCAGCUACAAUACCACUUUUGCCAACUGGCCUGGACCCUUUGUUGACACGGAGACCCGCCGUUCCAUGCGUGACUGGUCUGCCGACGUAAUUCCAUCCGUUGUGCCCUCAACCGGCCUUUGCCAGACGUCGGAGCAGACGCUUGUACUAGCCCCGGCCUGCCAACUUUUUUGAACGGCGUGUCUCCCGCUUGCUAGUGUAGUAACGACUACCCAGCGGCUUCCCUGUUUCAUCUAUUGCUGUUCACUGGACCCUAUGAUCACUUGGCUACAUAGCUGAUGCCUGCUGGACUGUUCAUUAAUCACGGAGGUGCAUUUUUGCGACGCUUCGCUCGCAUUCCCAAUAGUGGCAGCCCAUGGAAGUGUGCCUUUUGUUUGACCAGGGACGGUAAAGCCCUGAAAGUGCAGAGGACCAUCUUCAGCGAGUGUUUCUAUGUCAUGGCCAUGGAUGAGCUGGCUAGGGUCACAGGAGACAAAGACAUGCAGGCGGAAGCAGCACAAAUGAUGGACCAGCUGGUCCACUGGGUCAGGGUGGACCCAUCAGGCCUGGGCAAGCCCCAGCUUUCUGGAGACACCCCGGUCUGCAGCAUGGCUGUCCCCAUGAUGCUGCUGUGUCUGGUGCAGCAGCUCACGGAGGCCCGCAGCGGGGAGGAGGUAGACAAGUAUAGGGAGGUUGGAGGCUGGUGCGUAAAGCAGAUCCUCCAACACCUUCAGAGAGGUGGUACGGCCAUAUUGGAAAGUGUCUCAUCGGAAGGAAAGGAACUUCCUGGUUGUGCGGGGCGACUGCAGAACCCAGGCCAUGCACUGGAAGCAGGCUGGUUCCUGCUUCAGUACGGUUUGGAGAAUGGGGACCAGGAGCUCCAAAGGACAGCAGUGGACAAGUUCAUGGAGAUCCCCUUUCUGACAGGCUGGGACAAGGAGCACGGAGGGCUCCUCUACUUCCUGGAUGUGGACGGUUACUGCCCCACACAGUUGGAGUGGAGUAUGAAACUAUGGUGGCCGCACUGUGAGGCUCUCAUCGCAUACCUGAUGGCCUACAGCCAUACCAAAGAGCCAGCCCUGCUGGAGCGAUUCUCUCAAGUGUACGACUACACCUUCAGCCAUUUUUCUGAUGCUGAGAAUGGCGAGUGGUUUGGAUAUUUGACCCAGCAAGGGAAAGUGACACUGGAUUUUAAAGGAGGGCCUUUCAAAGGUUUCUUCCAUGUGCCUCGGUGCCUUUAUAUGUGCGAGAAAAUCCUGGACUCUAUACUGAACAAACAGGAAUCCUGAGGUCACCAACUAGCAUGACCUGGACAAUGUAAUUUUAUAAUCAUUAUUUACACUGAGUAUGCAAAACAUUAAGAACACCUUCCUAAUAUUGAGUUGCAUUUCCCCCUUUUGCCCUCAUAACAGCCUCAAUUUGUCAGGGCAUGGACUCAACAAGGUGUCGAAAGCGUUCCACAGGGAUGCUAGCCAAUGUUGACUCCAAUGCGUCCCACGGUUGUCAUGUUGGCUGGAUGUCCUUUGGGUGGUGGACCAUUCUUGACACACACGGGAAACUGUUGAGCGUGAAAAACCCAGCAGCGUUAAAGUUCUUGACAUAAACAAUAUCCCGUUCAAAGACACUCAACCUUUGAUUGGCACACACACAAUCCUUGUCUCAAUUGUUUCAAUGCUUAAACAUCCUUCUUUAACCUGGCUCCUCCCCUUCAUCUACACUGAUUGAAGUGGAUUUAGCAAGUUCCAUCAAAAAGGAAGCAUAGCGUUCACCUGGUCAGUCUCAUGGAAAUGUUUUGUACAUUCAGUGUAGGUCUACAUUGGACAAUGGUGUCAAUUUCCUGAGAUUCUGGAGACAGUUUUGAAAGCAAAAUUGCAGAUUACUGCAUAUGUUCUUAAAGUGAAGAUGGCAUACAUUUUAUUAGUAACGGUGAAGGGUAAAGAAAAUGGCUAUAGAAAUAGGGGACACAGACUGCAAAGUUUUGUACUAAGAUGAUUACAUUACAUCAGCUCAACUGUUGAAAUAUGAAACACAAUUUAAUAAAUUAAUGAAAUCAUAGGCAAAUAAGGGAAAUAUUGUUAUCACCUAAGGUCAAUAUAAAGGUGACCCAAAAUCACUUUGUUAUUUACCAUAGAGAAUAUUGCAACAAGUUAUUGUGUCUCAAAGCCUGCAAGCUGGAAAGACAGAACAUGACCAUCUAUAACAUUAUUGUCAGGAGGUCAUGUACCGGUGUGCAGCUCUGCAUCUCUCACCAAGAGAAGCUUAGACUCAUUUCACAUAAUGGCAACAAGGCUCUUGCUUAAUUUUAAGAAGUGUUUGAAACUUAAAAUCAUUUGAACUUUGAGCGCAGCAAGCAGCACCACAAAAAUGCCCCAGAACCCUUUUAGACCCAAGACAACUUGUUGUAGCUGUUCUAUGAUAAAUGUAUCACAUGUAAAUUGUGCUUUUAUGAUCCAUAACCCAAUUAAUAUUUUAAAAUUGUAUACUGUAGUUAUAUUGAUUUAUUGUCUUUCUAAUUUUUCAUUUACCGGUAUGUUCAUUUCAUCAGUGCUUUUUUAAGUCUAGGAUCUGUAUAGUUAUAAGGAAAUAACAAUUUACAGUAACUCAUGUCUGGUCAAUGAUUAAAUUAACCUACAUGCAGCCAAAUGUUCUUUGACAGUCAUUGAAAGUGUAAUUAUAUUCUGUGUUGUGUCCUAUCUGUCAUACUUAUAAUUUCAUAACAACAAUGGACGAAGUAAAACAGACUGGGACACAAGGCAAAAACAUUGUGGCUCAUUUCAAGUAAAUACUAGGUUUAUACUGUAAUGAAUAAUGUUUUAAAAUAUAAACUCAGCAAAAAAAUA